Molecule: messenger RNA, 204 nt
Organism: Soboliphyme baturini
Lineage: Eukaryota; Metazoa; Nematoda; Enoplea; Dioctophymatida; Soboliphymatidae
Source: the annotation of a GenBank genome assembly
AUGUCGAGCGAGGAAGAAGAAGAGUACAAGUGGACGCUGGCCGGUUACGGUGCGAGUCUCGGCCUCAAACUCAACAGGAGUGACCGAGUGGCGGCGGCGGCGACCAGCAGCAGCAGCAACAGCUGCAGCAGGUGCUUCGAGGAACGACUUGGCAGAAGUUUGCGUUCGACCCGCAGAGCCAAGAUGGCGGAUGGCGGCGGCUGA